Molecule: messenger RNA, 1632 nt
Organism: Sinocyclocheilus rhinocerous
Lineage: Eukaryota; Metazoa; Chordata; Actinopteri; Cypriniformes; Cyprinidae
Product: perforin-1-like
Exons: 4
Coding region: 16-1632 (538 amino acids)
Biological process (GO): defense response to virus; T cell mediated cytotoxicity; immunological synapse formation
Cellular component (GO): membrane
Molecular function (GO): wide pore channel activity
Source: RefSeq, a predicted model, not a curated record
CUGAAGUAGGUCAAUAUGGUGGUAGGCUAUAACACAGCUGGAACAGACUGCUGCAUGAAAGCUACUCUUGACAUCAUAAUGGAGACAAAUCACUGUGUUUUCCACGUGUUUUUCUGCAUUUCUCUGAUCUUGACACACUGGCAUAAGGGUUCAGCUUGUCAUACAGGCUCUCAGGUAGAAUGUGAGAAAGCCCCAUUUGUACCUGGUUACAACCUGGCGGGCGAAGGAUUUGAUGUUGUCAGGAUGCGCCGUAAAGGUGCCUUUUUGAUCAAUGUCAAGUCACACAUGGAUAAUGGUACUUGUACAGUCUGCAAGAACCGCUUUCAGGGAGGGCAGAUACAGAAACUUCCCUCAGCUGUGCUGGACUGGCGUCCCUUCAGCCGCUGCAGCAAACAGCUUUCUAGUGCUCUUCAUCAUUCUGUCGACUCCCUAAUGAAGAGUUCAACGUCACUCAUCAAUAACAACUGGGAAAUGGACCUUAGCCUGGAUGACAUAGGAAAGGCAAUUUUUGGAGGGAGCCGUUCAGAUAUUGCUAAAUUUGCCCAAUCUCAGAAUGCAAUGGAUAAGGCAACAUUUGCCCUCCAUGAGCUCAGCUGUACAUAUUACAGUUACAGAGUUGCAGACCACCCAGAGCUCAGCACUGAAUUUUCAAAACACCUCCAGCGACUUCCGACACAAUAUGACGAGGAAACAAAACCCCUGUACCGAAGAACUAUAGAUACUUACGGCACUCACUACACACGUCAAGUCCAUCUGGGAGGGCGAGUGAGGCGAGUCACGGCUUUUCGAACUUGUCUUGCAACCCUGAAGGGCUUCUCAGAGACCGAUAUCAAGAACUGCCUGAACAUAGAGUUAAAGAUUACUUUGGGGUUCCUUCCAGCUAAUGCCUCACUUUCCAACAAAUGCUCUCAAAUCCUUAAAGAUAACAUGAGCAUGGGAUUCUACCAGGGCUUCAUGACACACAAGAUAGAGGUGUUGGGAGGUGAGAAAUACUUUCCAGACCUAGUUUUAAACCAAAGCCCAGCUGAAGCAUACUCAAACUGGAUGAGGAGCUUGCAUGACAAUCCUGAUGUUAUAUCAUAUGCAAUUUUCCCUCUUUAUCAUCUGGUGGCUGAUCCUGAGGUUAGUGCCAAUCUAAAAAGAACAGUAACUGCGUAUAUUGAAGAGAACAUGCUUUCUGUAAAUCACAAAGAGAAUCAAGAAUGCUCACAAACACCAAAUCUGGACCACAACUGCUGUCCUAUGCGAGCCGGCCAUGGCAAGUUAGUAGUGAUGGUUCAGAGAGCAGCAGGCCUGAAAGCAGAUCUCUUCACACGUACUGAUGGUUACGUGAAAGUUUGGUACUACCUCAUGUAUGAGGAGACUGAGGUGGUUAUGGACAAUAAUGAUCCCGAAUGGAACAUCAGCUAUGAUUUUGGAUCAACUGAGUUUGGUCAUGAACUCAUAUUUGAGGUUUGGGACAGUGAUGUCAUUUAUAAUGACAUGGUGGGGAGAUGUGUGGUCAGCCCUGAACGUGGAACUCAUUCACACAGCUGUAAAUUAAAGAGAGGCAUCCUGUAUUUCACCUACAAUGCAUCUUGUGAUGCUCAUCUAACUGGACCCAGGUGUAGCAGAUAUUCACCAAAACCAUAA